AGACCAGAAGUUCACAACUCAAAUGAGGAUAAGUGCCAAGGUUUUCCAAAUAAUCUUGUCGUGUGCCGCGCCACAUUUGAAAUUUUUUUUGUGAUAUAACGAACUUCCGUAAAACACAUAACAACAAUUACUGAAACAAUUUAAUAUCCUGAAAACCGCUGCUUUGACUGUUUUUGAUCGCUGGCUACUGUAAGCUAACUUACUUACGGUACCUAUUCUCAGCUACUACGUUCUGUUAACAGGCCAUAAGCUGACAAUGUGUGAAUGAACAUGGUGACUUAUUUAGGUUUAUUUCGAUAUAAACGUACAUUAUUAAGAUUUAAUAUAUAUAUACAAGACUUACUUUUUACCAAAACGUUCGCCUGACCACGUUCAUGCUUAUGGCGCGGCAUAUUGACAUGCUGUGCUCCCCUUGUACGGACAGUCGACUGUAUUGGAAUUACAUUGUCGUUUAUAAGUAUUCAGUAUUCUGCUUAUCGUUUAGUAUUUUAGGCACAUGUACUUGUAAAUCUGUAGCUUAGAGUGACGGCAAAAUGGAAACCAAGGCGAUGUUAUGUGAAAAAAGAGAAUCUGAUGUAAAACAAAAUAAUUCAGUGGAAAGAAUAACUUGGAACAACAAGUAUGAGUUUGCUUUCAGCGUUCUUGGUUACUGUAUUGGACUUGGGAACAUCUGGAGAUUCUCAUACCUGUGUUUCAAGAAUGGAGGAGGUGCUUUUCUUAUACCAUUUCUUUUGGUGGCUGGUUUGGGAAGUCUUCCACUUGUAUUCAUGGAAAUUUCUUUGGGUCAAUUCACAAGACGUGGGUGCAUCGCUGUUUGGAAUAUAGUUCCAUUAAUGCGGGGUAUUGGAUUUUCAUCCAUGCUAAUGUCUCUAUACUUCUUGAUCUAUUUCGUGUAUGCUCUAGGAUGGUGCCUCUUAUAUUUAAUCCACUCAUUUACACUGGGACCUCCUGCUUGGGCGACUUGUGACAAUGUAUGGAAUUCUAUCGACUGCGUUCCUAUAGCUAAUAUUGUAAGCGAAAAUAUUACAACACUUAUCAAUAACGCCUCAUCGUUGAUUACUGCUAACUCAUCUGGAAUCGAGAAUGGAAUCCUCGCUACUGAGGAGUUUUGGGACAACUACGUUUUGCAACGGAGUGAUGGAAUUCACAAUAUGGGGAGUUUUUCAAAUUGGAAAAUGGUUGGAUGCUUUAUUUUUUCUUGGAUAGCCUGUUAUUUAUGUAUUGUAAAAGGAAUUAGAACAUCGGGCAAGGUUGCCUACGUUACGGUCAUAGUUCCCUACAUUCUUAUGAUUGCACUAUUCAUCAGAGGUAUAACAUUGAAAGGUGCCGGAUCAGGAAUGCUUUAUUACAUCACUCCGAAUAUUACAAGACUGGUAGAUCCAACGGUGUGGUUAGAUGCAGGCUCACAAGUAUUGUUUUCAAUUGGGGUUUGUUACGGAGUUUUAUUUGGAUUUGGAAGUUACAAUCGAAUAUCUUUUAACUGCUACAAGAGUGCCUACUUCUUUGUGUUUGCUUGCUAUGGAAGUUCUUUGUUUUUUGGAUUCGUUGUCUUUUGUUUCAUCGGACAUUUGGCGUCCGUUAGAAACAUGGAUAUUGAGGACGUUGUUGAAGGCGGACCUGGACUCGUUUUUCAAGUGUUUCCAGCAGAGUUGGCGUUACUUCCUUUACCACAAGUUUGGUCGGCUAUCUUCUUCAUAACUCUGGCUUCAUUAGCGUUGGACAGUGCGUAUGCCACUGCCGAAGGAUGUAUUACUGCUCUUGCUGAUUAUUGGCCGGAAAAAUUUAGUCACAGAGGAGCACACGUCUGGAGAGCAGGAGUAUGCGUACUUGCUAUGCUGUUAGGAAUACCGCAGUUAUUUGAUGGUGGAAUCUACGUGUUUGAGCUUUUCAAUUUAUACGGAGGAAGUGGGAUAUGUAUUCUCUGGGUUGCCAUAUUCGAAUCGUUAGCUGUUGGUUGGAUAUAUGGAGUUGAAAAUUUGUACGAAGACGUUAAAUCUAUGAUCGGAUACUAUCCACCAGCAUUUUUCAAAUAUUGUAUCAAAUAUAUCACUCCGGCGUUUUGUUUGGUGAUUUUCGUUUCCUGUUGUGUCCGAUUUUCACCUCUGAAGAUGGGUGCGUAUGUCUAUCCGGGGUGGGCGAAUGUUAUUGGUUGGAUGAUAUCAAUAUCCGUGGUAUCCUGCAUACCAAUUACUGCUGUGUAUGUCUUGUGGAAAACCCCUGGAAGCUUGAGACAGAGGUUUAAAAGAAGUAUCCGUCCGAUUAAGAUGAACACUCAACACGACGACGAGAAAGAUGGUUCACUUGAUAUCUGAUAUGUUUGCGUCCUUCAUCAUUUAGGUUGGAGAUUGAGGUCAACUGAUAGCGGUUCAUGUCCGCCCGCGCUCAAAUUUUUCAUCGGCAACGCACAUAGCGUGUAUAUCGUCUGCGGGGCAAUUUUCGAACCCUGCUUUGCAUAGCGUAGUUUCUCAAUUAGCUGAAUAUUAUUAUUACUAAUGAACUACUAAUGUUUGAGAUGUUUCAAUAAAUAACCAAGCCAAUG
Styela clava is the source of this 2539-nucleotide messenger RNA. Its product is annotated as sodium- and chloride-dependent GABA transporter 2-like. Gene Ontology annotation, cellular component: plasma membrane. Gene Ontology annotation, biological process: sodium ion transmembrane transport; amino acid transport; nitrogen compound transport. The record is from RefSeq and is a predicted model, not a curated record. Lineage: Eukaryota; Metazoa; Chordata; Ascidiacea; Stolidobranchia; Styelidae.